ACCGCUUCCCGUGAGCACAUCGUUCGCUUGAUCUCGCUCUGUCGAUCGAGUCCGGCUGUGGAAGCCAUUUUAUUUCUGGUGAUUGUGACAAAAUUGAAAGUACUUUGAUAGAACUUUUGCAUUUGAAAUAAACGUGUCAAUGUGUUUUUAUAUUGGAAGUGUUUUGUGACGUGUAAUUGUGAUUAGUAAAAAUAAGAAUGUACGUGCUUAAAAUUGGUUUGUGCUGACCUGCCCAUAUUCUUAUACGAUCAUACCCCAAGCAUCGAUUAGUGCAGUAAAGCGGCCUCUAAUAACGGCGAAUCGAGGGCAUUGGACUGCUUUGUGGUGUGAGCCAUGGGCAACAAUGCUGCCACCGCUAAUAAAAAGGUGGACGCCGCCGAAAGCGUCAAAGAAUUCCUCGACCAGGCCAAAGAGGACUUCGAGGAGAAAUGGAAGAAGAAUCCUACCAACACCGCCGGACUGAACGAUUUCGAGCGGAUAAAAACCCUAGGUACUGGCUCGUUUGGACGAGUCAUGAUAGUCCAACAUAAACCUACUAAAGAAUAUUACGCUAUGAAAAUAUUAGAUAAACAGAAAGUGGUUAAAUUGAAACAGGUGGAGCACACUCUAAACGAGAAACGUAUCUUACAAGCCAUCAACUUUCCGUUUUUGGUGAGCCUUAAAUUCCAUUUCAAGGACAACUCUAACUUGUACAUGGUGUUGGAGUAUGUGCCUGGAGGGGAAAUGUUCUCGCAUUUGCGCAAGGUUGGUCGGUUCUCGGAGCCGCAUUCGCGAUUCUACGCAGCUCAAAUAGUCUUAGCAUUUGAGUACCUUCACUAUUUGGACCUUAUUUAUCGGGAUCUGAAACCUGAAAACUUGCUAAUUGAUUCUCAGGGUUACUUAAAAGUUACAGAUUUCGGAUUCGCUAAACGUGUGAAAGGCCGCACGUGGACUUUGUGCGGCACUCCUGAGUAUCUUGCACCUGAAAUCAUUCUAUCCAAGGGAUACAACAAAGCUGUGGAUUGGUGGGCGUUAGGAGUGCUCGUGUAUGAGAUGGCGGCUGGCUACCCGCCCUUUUUCGCUGAUCAACCCAUUCAGAUCUAUGAAAAAAUUGUGUCUGGCAAAGUACGAUUUCCAUCACAUUUUGGUUCAGAUCUGAAGGAUCUGCUUCGUAACCUACUUCAAGUAGAUUUGACCAAACGCUAUGGUAACUUGAAGGCUGGUGUCAAUGAUAUAAAAGGUCAUAAAUGGUUUGCCACCACCGACUGGAUUGCUGUCUUCCAGAAGAAGAUAGAGGCUCCAUUCAUACCUCGCUGCAAAGGACCCGGUGACACAAGCAAUUUUGAUGAUUAUGAAGAAGAAGCUCUUCGUAUUUCUUCCACUGAAAAGUGUGCAAAGGAAUUUGCAGAGUUCUGAGCACAUAGCUGGUGCCUGCGAGCGGACACUCCCGUGAGUAGGUGUUUUGUUACAGUGAAUCUUCCGUGAAAGAGAGUUCGUGGAAUAAGAGCUGAUUUAUCUAGAAACAAGUGGCUUUGGGAGUUUAUAGACGCUGAAGCGAACCCGAGUUAGCACACUGUGCAGAUAAAGUGGAGUGUAGGUGCAAUGAUAGUAGAAGUGAUUUCCGAUAUUUCGGUGGCGUUCAUUUGCUUAGUGCCCUUUCAAGUUGACUAACAUAGAGUUGGUAGUGAGAGUUAAAGUUAUCCUUGCUGUGGUGAUGUCCCUGCAUGAUUACUCUGACACCUAGUCUGAGCAUUACACCAAGCACUACCUAGUUCAUUAUUUCAGUAGUUAUUGUCAUUUUGUGGUGUGGUGCUGGAGGUGAGCAGCAUUACAUUGUUUUUUAUGUUUUUAUAAAAUCAACAUUUAAACUUUGUAAGUAGUGUAUUAAUUGAAAAAUAUAUGUAUAUAUUUAUAUUUAUUUCAUAACAGAAUAUCUCAAAAUAAUUAAAUGUAUUAUUUGUUUACAUCACUAAAUUAUGUAUUUAGUCCAGGUAAGAUAUUUUUGAAUUGAAUUUCUAAAAGCUUAGUGUAAUUUUCCAUGGAAAGUUGUUUUACAAAUAUAAUUUUUAAAAGAUAAUUGACAAUGAAUUUGUUUGUUUAUAGUUCACAUUUAUUGUAUCAGGUGAUAUUUUAUUGUGUAGGGAACCAACUACAUCAAAAUAAAGAGAUUAAUUUAUUAUAAAUAUAAUACACAGUACUUGUGUUCUAAUAUGCAAUUUGUUGACCUACGUGUUUGUGAUCUGAUGUGAGUUCAUUUUGGUAUUAAGUAUAAUUGUUUUAGUUCCUUAUUUUGCUGGUUAAGUUAUAAAUGUGUAGUUUCUUUGUGAUGAAACACAAAACAUAUAUCUGAAGCAAAUGUUACACUAUUGAUGUGAUUUGUUAGCAUCAGUUUCAAGUGAAGAUAUUUUACUAAUUAAACAUGCUUCUAAAUAACUGAAGCAUAUUUGUUACUGUUCAUUCUGAACAUUUUCCAAAUAUUUCCUUGUCCAACCCGAUAAACCAAAUUCAGGGGUACACGAAAAUAAUAGGAUUGAGAAUAUAUUACUACUACCAUUACACUAAUAUAAAAAUGCUUAAUGGCAAUAUCUUGUUACUGAGACUGAUGUUAUCAAUAAGUGGCAAGUGUGUGAAAAUUAUCAUACAUCAGGUGACUUGUACAAUACUAUUUGAUUCUAUCACAUUGUGAAGUUGUGACAAAAUUGGAAUUAAAUUGGCGAUGUUUACUAUAAAGUUUGUUAGCUAUUUAGAUGUAGGACUUUGAAUCCAGGCUGUACAAAUAUCUAGUUAUUUGUAGUGCAUUUUACAUUGUGAGCAUCUGUGGUAAUAGUUAUUAGGGUGAUAAAUGAGAAGAUCACUAAAUAGCAUCAUGCAUGUUCAUAAAAUUAUAUCAAGUGAUGUAACUUUUGGGUAAUAUGCAAAUAUUUAGAGUCGAUUGUUCACAGAACUAUGUAUGUAAACUAUUUACAAUUGGAUCUUAAAUCAAAUAUAAGAAUCAUAUCAAUACUUAUAUGUGAGACAAUCUAAUCAUAAAUUCUUACAUCAGUCGAUCUUUUCUUCUGAAUAGUUUUGAACCUUUCUAUAGUAGUUGAAUGAUUAUAAUGUUUCCUCCAAGGUUUAUAAUAUUUGUCAUUUCUUUAAGUAGGUGCUAAGGGAAGAGUCAUGAACAAUGUCUUAAUUGGUGAAUUAUCUAUAAUAAUUGUUACAGUCCUUCUAUUGGUGCCAUAUAACUUUUUUUUUUAAAUUGGUACUAUUUGUUUCUAUGUUAAGUCUUUUUAAUUUCACUUGUUAAAUUUUACUAGCACCAAAACUGAUGUCACAUUUGCACAAUAUCCAUUAUGCGAUUAUGAAUGUUGUUUUUUAAUCCAUUUAAAAUAGUCUAGUCUUUUUCUCGUGGCUAUUAAUAUAAUAAAGUGUAUUCAUUGACGAUUCAAAAAUAGCUCAGUGUCUAAACAAUUUAAGUUAGUUUGUAGGAUUAGGUAUUUAAUGUUUUUUGUGCUUUAAACUAACUGCUAAAAUCAAAGGAAAAUUGCUGUUAUGCAGUUAAAUGAAUAUUCGAAAAAGGCACUGGUAUUCUAAGGUAGUUUUCUUCUCAUCAUUAUUUUAAAUGAAAUGUUGAUUAUUAUUAUUAUAAUGGUAUUAUUGAAAGGAAUUUCUCGUAAGAUUACGUGAGCCAACAAAAAAAAACACAUAUAAUUCGCCAUUUGGACAUUGUUUGAUAAGACCAAAUAUAUUUCGAUAGAUUGCAUCUUCUGUUAGUUGUGGAAAAUGCAAAUGAUAAUCUGGUAAUAUAGAAACAAUUUAUUUAAUUGUAUAUUGUCCUGAGAGUUUCAAAUGUAACUAUUCUUCAUAACAGUGAUUGUAUAUAGUAUAGUGAUCGUGUUCCUGGUAAUUAGAAUUUUCAUGUUCAGCUUUGAAAUCCGCAUUUUCAUUCCAGUAGCUUCACAAAUUUGCCCAUUAACACAAUCAGAAUGUGAACAUUUUAAAGUCAUUUCGGAUAUUAUAAACAUUAGUGUGACAGUGUAUUGUGUAUUUGCGAUGUAUUUUAUAUCUGCGCGUUUAAUCUUAAUAUUAAAAUGUUCACGUUUAGAUCUAUUAAAUCGAGUGCCUAUAGCAUUGAGAGUUCAAAAUUGUAUAAAGUCCGUGAAUUUCAUUCAUAAUUUGUCACCGUGUAUUGAUCUUCCAUAAAAUUACGAUGAAAUUAAAUAAAAAAUAUCGAUGUAACAAUA
Bombyx mandarina (wild silkworm) is the source of this 4205-nucleotide messenger RNA. It is a transcript of the gene Pka-C1, whose product is annotated as Protein kinase, cAMP-dependent, catalytic subunit 1. Gene Ontology annotation, biological process: protein phosphorylation. The record is from RefSeq and is a predicted model, not a curated record. Gene Ontology annotation, cellular component: cytosol; cAMP-dependent protein kinase complex; nucleus. Gene Ontology annotation, molecular function: cAMP-dependent protein kinase activity; ATP binding. Lineage: Eukaryota; Metazoa; Arthropoda; Insecta; Lepidoptera; Bombycidae.